GGGGGCGGGCUCUCCAUGACGAGUCGCCGGGGAGGGGGCCGGCGUUCAUUGAUAAAAACGACGGGCUCCCUCGGGCGCGAGCCCAGCGUAGCAAGUCCAGACGGCGUCCCGCGCGGCCCCGCGGGUGGGACCGAGAUCCAGCCCGGCCCGCGCUGCGACGCACGGCCCGCAUGGAGCCCGCGGCCGGCCUCCUGUCCCCGCGCCCCUUCCCGAGCACGCCCGCUCCGCCCGCGCCCCCCGCCGGGCCCGGGCCGCCGCCGCCGGAUGCCAGGCCGGGACCUGAAGUGGAGACGCUGGCCGCGCCGCCGGCGCCGGACCCCGGGCGCCUCAUCACGGACCCAGGCAGCGGCCGCACCUACUUCAAAGGCCGCCUGUUGGGCAAGGGGGGCUUCGCCCGCUGCUACGAGGUCACGGACACAGAGACCGGCAGCGCCUACGCGGUCAAAGUCAUCUCGCAGAGCCGCAUUACCAAGCCGCAUCAGCGCGAGAAGGUGGGCUCGGGCCCGGGCCUGGCGGAUGAGGCGCGGGGUGGGGACGGUGGCGUGGGAGCCCCUGAAGGAUGACGAUCCUGCUGCACCCCCAUUGCAGAUCCUAAAUGAGAUUGCGCUGCACCGCGGCCUGCAGCACCGCCACAUCGUGCGUUUCUCGCAUCACUUCGAGGAUGCUGACAACAUAUACAUUUUCUUGGAGCUCUGCAGCCGAAAGUCCCUGGCCCACAUCUGGAAGGCCCGGCACACCCUGUUGGAGCCAGAAGUGCGCUACUACCUGCGGCAGAUCCUUUCGGGACUCAAGUACUUGCACCAGCGAGGCAUCUUGCACCGAGACCUCAAGCUGGGAAAUUUUUUUAUUACUGAGAACAUGGAACUGAAGAUGGGGGAUUUUGGGCUGGCAACCCGGUUGGAGCCCCCAGAGCAUAGGAAGAAGACCAUCUGUGGUACCCCUAACUACGUGGCUCCGGAAGUGCUGCAGAGACAGGGUCACGGCCCAGAGGCAGAUGUGUGGUCCCUGGGCUGUGUCAUGUACACACUGCUAUGUGGGAGCCCCCCCUUUGAGACAGUCGACCUGAAGGAGACGUACCGCUGCAUCAAACAGGUUCACUACACGCUGCCCGCCAGCCUCUCACUGCCUGCCCGGCAGCUCCUGGCUGCCAUCCUUCGAGCCUCGCCCCAGGACCGCCCCUCAAUUGACCAGAUCCUGCGCCAUGACUUCUUUACCAAGGGCUACACCCCCGACCGGCUCCCUAUCAACAGCUGCGUGACAGUCCCAGACCUGGUACCCCUUAGCCCAGCUAGGAUUCUGUUUGUCAAAGUUACCAAGAGCCUCUUUGGCAGGAAGAAGAACAAGAGUAAGAACCGUCCCGAGGAGCGGGACGAGGUUUCCUGUCUGGUGAGCGGCCUCACUCGGACGUCCAUUGCCCAUCAGGAUGCCAAGCCUGAGGCUCCAGCAGCUUCUGGUCCAGCCCCCCUCAGCCUGGUAGAGACAGCGCCCGAAGACAGCUCACCCCGUGGGACACUGGCGAGUAGUGGAGAUGGGUUUGAAGAAGGUCUGACCGUGGCCACAGUGGUGGAGUCGGCGCUCUGUGCUCUGAGAAACUGCCUGGCCUUCAUGCCCCCAGCGGAUCAGAACCCGGCUCCCCUGGCACAGCCAGAGCCUCUGGUGUGGGUCAGCAAGUGGGUUGACUACUCAAACAAGUUUGGCUUUGGGUAUCAGCUGUCCAGCCGCCGAGUGGCCGUGCUCUUCAACAAUGGCACACACAUGGCGCUGUCGGCCAACAGAAAGACUGUGCACUACAACCCCACCAGCACCAAGCACGUCUCCUUCUCUGUGGGUGCUGUGCCUCGGGGCCUGCAGCCUCAGUUGGGUGUCUUGCGGUAUUUCACCUCCUACAUGGAACAGCACCUCAUGAAGGUGUGUGGACUGGGAUGGGGCACAUGGAGGACUAACAUCCUGGUCCCUUCCUGUUCCCUUUUGUGGAGGGGCUCAAAGCUAAAGGCUGAACCUCUAAGGGAGACAUCAGUGGAGAGGGCCCUGACUCAUGUCAGACGAGUGACUUGCCUCUGCUCCCAGGGUGGAGAUCUGCCUAGUGUGGAAGAAGUGGAGGUGCCUGUCCCCCCACUCCUGCUGCAGUGGGUCAAGACUGAUCAGGCCCUACUCAUGCUGUUUAGUGAUGGUACGGUCCAGGUGAACUUCUACGGAGACCACACCAAGCUGAUCCUCAGUGGCUGGGAGCCCCUCCUUGUGACUUUCGUGGCCCGCAACCGCAGCGCUUGUACUUACCUUGCUUCCCACCUUCGGCAGCUGGGCUGCUCCCCGGAUCUGCGGCAGCGGCUCCGCUAUACUCUGCGGCUGCUCCGGGACCGCUGCUCAGCCUAGGCCCAGCCUGCAGAGCGGGCUACCACCCCAGCCCUCAGGCCUGAGGCCGGUGCCUGUAAGGCUCUGGCCCUGGCCUCUGUGGCCCUCCCUGUCCCUUUGGUGCCUCACUGGGGGCUCUGGGCCUAAUCCCCCAGGGAAUCAGGGACCAACUUCACUGGGGUUGCAGGCCGCCUGUCGUAGCUGCCUCCUACCCCUUCUCCAAGAAGAGCCUGAGCCUUAGCCCCCAGCUAGGGGGCGCUAUUUAUGGACCACUUUUAUUUAUUGACAGAUUUAUUUAUUGGGAUGUGCCGCCCUAGGGAGGGCCUCCUCCUGGGAUAAUAAACCGUUUUGCAGAA
This is a messenger RNA of Myotis myotis, 2708 nucleotides long. It is a transcript of the gene PLK3, whose product is annotated as polo like kinase 3. The transcript is spliced from 13 exons. NCBI's taxonomy places the organism in Eukaryota, Metazoa, Chordata, Mammalia, Chiroptera, Vespertilionidae. Gene Ontology annotation, cellular component: nucleus; cytoplasm; spindle pole. Gene Ontology annotation, biological process: regulation of cytokinesis; mitotic cell cycle; Golgi disassembly. Bases 16 to 2373 code for a protein of 785 amino acids. The record is from RefSeq and is a predicted model, not a curated record. Gene Ontology annotation, molecular function: ATP binding; protein binding; protein serine/threonine kinase activity.